Pseudomassariella vexata is the source of this 2412-nucleotide messenger RNA. Its product is annotated as snare docking complex subunit. Gene Ontology annotation, cellular component: cytosol; Golgi membrane. Gene Ontology annotation, biological process: endoplasmic reticulum to Golgi vesicle-mediated transport; intracellular protein transport. Lineage: Eukaryota; Fungi; Ascomycota; Sordariomycetes; Amphisphaeriales; Pseudomassariaceae. The coding region runs from base 156 to 2276 and encodes 706 amino acids. The transcript has 3 exons. Gene Ontology annotation, molecular function: syntaxin binding. The record is from RefSeq and is a predicted model, not a curated record.
AGCCUUUCCGCAAACACGAUUCGCCAAUGCUGUAGCUUCCCUUUGCAGCCCCACCACGACUACCUACUGCACGCGAUUCCACUACACACGAAAAGACGAUAGACGAAUCGCUCAAAGCAGCUCUCUCGAGCUUGAAGUCACAGCAUAGGCCAGCCAUGGCCGUCAGAGGGUAUUCGCUUCGCGAUCGCCAGAUCUCCUCCCUGAAAAAGAUCCUCAACCUGAACGAAUCGGUCGAACAACGAGAAGAUGAGGAUUCCGUCGCCAAUGGACUUGCUCCGGCAGGCCCAAUCUUGACGGCAGAGGGCGAGCCAAUAUGGAAGGUCCUCGUUUUCGACGAUCUCGGUCGCGACGUCAUCAGCAGUGUCCUUCGAGUGAGCGACCUGCGAUCCAUGGGAGUUACCAUGCACAUGCACCUCUCGGCCUCGAGGCACCCCAUACCUGAUGUGCCAGUCAUAUACUUGCUCGAACCCACGCCAAAGAACCUCGAGGGUAUUACAAGCGACCUCCAGAAGAGUCUCUACUCUCCAGCGUAUAUCAACUUCACAUCGUCGAUACCCCGACCUCUCCUCGAGGACUUUGCGGCGCAAACAGCUACAGCUGGCACGUCUGAGCACAUCGCCCAGCUCUUUGAUCAGUACCUGAACUUCAUCGUCGCCGAGCCCGAUUUGUUCAGCUUGGGGAUGCAGAAGGAGAACACAUACUGGGCCCUGAACAGCGCCAAGACCAAGGACGAGGAACUGGAUCAUGUUGUGGACAAGAUUGUGAGCGGUCUCUUCAGCGUUGUGGUGACCAUGGGUGUCAUUCCCAUCAUACGUUGUCCGAAGGGUGCUGCCGCCGAGAUGAUCGCCGGAAAGCUAGACAGAAAGCUGCGCGACCACAUCCUCAACUCCAAGGACAACCUCUUCUCUUCGGGCACGAAAUCAGCUUCCUCCGCCGGGUCGACCGCCUCCCGUCCAGUGCUGAUCAUUCUCGACCGCAACGUCGAUCUUAACCCCAUGCUUUCUCAUUCAUGGACAUACCAAUCCCUCGUGCACGACGUCCUCAACAUGAAGUUGAACCGUAUCACCAUUGAAACUCCGGUAGACGAGGAGAAUCCCGCCAAGGGGGUGACGAAGAAGGCAUAUGACUUGGCUGCGACGGACUUCUUCUGGGAGAAGAAUGCUGGACUGGGCUUCCCACAGGCUGCCGAAGCUAUCGAUGCCGAGCUGACGCGGUAUACCCAAGAUGCCGCUGACAUAACCAAGAAGACCGGGGCUUCAUCUAUUGAAGAUCUGCAAAACGACACAAGUGCGAGUGCGCAACAUCUGAAGGCAGCAAUCACUCUUCUUCCUGAGUUACGCGAGAGGAAGGCAACUCUCGACAUGCACAUGAACAUCUUAGCCGCUCUGCUGACGGGCAUCAAGAACCGCCAGCUCGACAAUUACUACCAGAUGGAGGAAAACGUUAUGAAGCAGACCAAGGCACAAAUUCUCGAAGUCAUCAAGGACGAGGCCAAGGGGAACCAACCUCUCGAUAAGUUGCGUUUAUUCAUCAUUUGGUUCCUGAGCACAGAACAGGAAAUCAGCCGGGCAGAAUGGACGCAAUUCGAAGAGGCUCUCAAAGCUGCCGAUAUCGACAUCACAUCUUUAGCAUAUAUCAGACAGGUUCGCGCAACGACAAAGAUGUCUCAACUCACAGCAACCAACAAUCCAUCCCAGCCCACAGCCCAGCAAGGCAGUGAUCUCUUCGGACGUUUUUCCAGCCUGUCCAACCGCUUUGCCGACAGAGUCAAAGAUGCCGGCGUCACCAUCCCCAGCGGCUUCAACCUUGACUCUGUCACCGGCGCUUUCAAGAAUCUGAUACCGCAGAACAAGGACCUUACAAUAACCCAAAUCGUUGAGUCCAUCAUGGACCCUCAGACGGCGUCGCAGUCGGCCCUUGGCAAGACGGAGGGCUAUAUGUUCUUCGACCCGCGCAGCGCCAAUGCCAGGGGCACGAUGCCGCCUCCCAGCGCCCUCCGAGCAGGCACAGGUACCACACCGGGCAGCCUGCCGGGCACCCAGGGACCUGGGGCGGCCAGUUUUGGCCAGAGAAGGCAGGGCUACACCGAUUCCAUCGUGUUCGUUGUUGGGGGUGGCAGCAUGGAUGAAUACGGCAAUCUGCAAGAGUGGAUAUCGCGGACCAGUGGGGAAAGAGCCAGCAAGAAAAGGGCCAUCUACGGUGCUACAGAAAUUAUGAACGCAACUGAAUUCGUCAAGGGUCCCCUUGAAAGUCUUGGGCGCGAGAUGGGUAGUUAAGUAAAUAGGGGUUAUUCCAAUGGCAUCAUGAGUGUUACACCGUGAUAUGAUCCGUUUGACUCAACGGUGUAGUCAGGUCAUCCCAUGAUGGACCCUAACCGUCCAAUGUAGGAAUCGAUAGGGUUUUGGCUAGUGG